Molecule: messenger RNA, 1656 nt
Organism: Saccharomyces eubayanus
Lineage: Eukaryota; Fungi; Ascomycota; Saccharomycetes; Saccharomycetales; Saccharomycetaceae
Gene: THI20
Product: trifunctional hydroxymethylpyrimidine kinase/phosphomethylpyrimidine kinase/thiaminase
Exons: 1
Coding region: 1-1656 (551 amino acids)
Biological process (GO): thiamine biosynthetic process
Cellular component (GO): cytosol
Molecular function (GO): thiaminase activity; hydroxymethylpyrimidine kinase activity; phosphomethylpyrimidine kinase activity
Source: RefSeq, a predicted model, not a curated record
AUGACCUACGCUUCAGUCAGCAUCAACACUCCCCCACCAUAUCUUACUUUGGCCAGCAACGAAAAAUUGCCAGUCGUGUUAUCCAUCGCUGGAACAGACCCCAGUGGUGGUGCUGGUCUGGAAGCUGAUAUGAAAACUAUCACGGCGCACAGAUGUUAUGCCAUGACAUGUGUCACCUCUGUAAAUGUUCAAACUCCAGCAAAAGUCUACAGUAUUCACAACACACCAAAGGAUGUUGUAUCUCAAAUCUUGGACACCAAUUUACAAGACAUGAAAUGUGAUGUUAUCAAGACCGGUAUGCUUACCGUACCUGCUAUUGAGGUUUUGCACGAAAAGUUGUUGCAACUUGGUGAAAAUAGACCUAAACUGGUGGUUGAUCCAGUCUUUGUUGCUACUGCCGGUUCUUCAUUAGCUGGCGAAGAUGUAGUUACUUUGAUUAGGGACAAAAUUGCUCCUUUUGCAGAAGUUUUGACACCUAAUAUUCCAGAGUGUUUCAAACUGCUAGGCGAAGAAAGAAAAAUUAACAAACUGCAUGAUAUUUUUGAAAUAGGUAAGGAACUUGCCAAAAUCACUAAAUGUGCCAAUAUCCUAGUGAAAGGUGGCCAUAUUCCAUGGAGUGACGAAGGUGAAAAAUACAUUACCGAUGUUCUUUACUUAGGUGCAGAACAAAAGUUUAUCGUCUUUAAAGGCAAUUUCGUCAAUACCACGCACACCCAUGGUACCGGAUGCACUCUUGCUUCUGCCAUUGCGUCCAACCUAGCUCGUGGUUAUUCUCUUCCUCAAUCUGUUUACGGUGGUGUUGAAUACGUCCAAAAUGCCGUGGCCAUUGGCUGUGAUGUUACCAACCCACAAAUUAAGGAUAAUGGCCCAAUAAAUCAUGUCUAUGCUAUAGAAAUCCCACUAGAAAAAAUGAUUACCGAUGAAUGCUUUACCGCACUAGACGUCUUACCUAAAAAGCAAAUUGCAAGUGCUGCUGACAAAAUUCCAGGCGGCAAUUUUUUCGAAUACUUGAUCAAUCACCCUAAAGUUAAGCCACACUGGGACUCAUAUGUGAACCACGAAUUUGUUAAAAAGGUGGCUGACGGUACAUUAGAGCGUAAGAAGUUCAGAUUCUUUAUUGAACAAGAUUAUGCAUACUUAGUUGACUACGCUAGAGUUCACUGUAUCGCGGGUAGUAAAGCUCCAUGUCUAGAAGAUAUAGAGAAGGAAUUAUCCAUUGUUGCAAGUGUUCGUAAUGAAAUGGGUGAGCAUGAAAAGAGACUAACGGAAGAAUUUGGUGUCCCAGACCAAGCAUACUUCCAAAACAUUGCUAGAGGACCAGCAUUAAAGGCCUACUCUCGUUACUUCAAUGAUGUUUCCAGAAGAGGUAACUGGCAAGAGUUAGUUGCCGCCUUGACUCCUUGUUUAAUGGGUUAUGGUUAUGCUUUGACCAAGAUGAAGGGUAAAGUCACUGCAGCUGAGGGUUCUGCUUACUACAAGUGGUGUGAAACUUACAGUUCUCCAUGGUACUGUGCUGCCAUGGCCGAAGGUGAACUACUUCUAAAUCACAUCUUGGAAACAUACCCUCCAGAGCAACUUGAUACAUUGGUGACGAUCUAUGCUGAAGUUUGUGAAUUGGAAACUAAUUUCUGGACUGCCGCCCUAGAAUACGAAUGA